Symbiodinium natans is the source of this 2820-nucleotide messenger RNA. NCBI's taxonomy places the organism in Eukaryota, Dinophyceae, Suessiales, Symbiodiniaceae. The record is from the annotation of a GenBank genome assembly.
AUGUGGCUGCGGGACUCGAAAGUUGACGGCCAGUCGACGACCUCGUCCACGAGCACCUCGGCCACGAGCACUUCGUUCUCUGCGGCACCUCGGCUGCUCUUCUACAGCAAAGUCUCAAACGUCGACCGCAACGAGCACCUCGACGGCCUCCACGUCAACCAGUACCUCUACGGUUUGGAUGUUUCGAGUGCGAGAGUGGAAUGGGUGGACCAGUGUGGAUAUGCGGGGUUCUCCUGCAUGAUGACCCAGAUGCAGACUUUUCUUGCCGCAGCUUUCCCUUUGCCCGUAUCGUCAUCCACGACGGCUACCCGCACGACGACCACGACAACGCGAGUUUGCAGCAGCAGCACUUGUCCAGAUGCAUUCUUGCUGAAGCCAAAUGCAGGCUUGAUUCCAGGCCACAGCCAAGCUGAUUGUUGCGAUGUCACGUGCAGUAUCUACGAAUGUCCUGAGGGCCAUUUGCUGACACAGGCAGCAAGCUCCACUCGUGGUAACAGCACCAGUGAAUGCUGUGAUGCGACUUGCAGCAUUUAUCAAUGUCCCGAUGAUUAUGUGCAAGUGCUUGAGCCGGGCUCCCUACGUGCGAACAGCAGCAGUGAUUGCUGCGAUGUAACUUGCAACACCUAUGAUUGCCCAGAGGGCCACCUGCUCAAAUUGUCUGCAAACGUCACUCGUGGCAACAGCAGCGAUAUAUGCUGUGAUGCGACGUGCAGCAUCUAUCUUUGCCCUGAUGGGUAUGUGCCAAUACUGGAUGCAAGCUCCGUCCGUGCCAGCAGUCGCACUGAAUGUUGCGAAAUCACUUGCAGCCUUUAUGAGUGCCCGCAGGGCUUUUUAGCAAAGCCAGAUCCUCUAUCCAUUCGUGGCAGUGGCCAGGCUGUUUGUUGCGAGGCAUCGUGCAGCGCGUAUCCAUGUCCAGAUGGGUACGAGCAAAAGUCCGGUGCGGGCAACGACAUGUCGCAGUGCUGCGUAAAAAGAUCCGCGUACACUCCUCCAUGCAAGUGCCGCAGUGCAAGCCAAGAUCCGGUCUGUGAGACUGGUGCAGGUGCAGCCUGCAACACACCUGCGAACAGUGAAGAACUGUGGGCAUGCUACGAUGCAAGAACCAUGUGUCAACCCCAAGUGGCUUGUAGCCCCCACGAGUCGCGUGAUGCGGAGACGUGUGGACAAAUCAUCGAAGAGGCUGCGUGCAACACCAAUCUCCUUUGUGAGUACAAGCCGGUCACUGUUGAACAUGCUUGGAGCUGCGUCUCCAUCCCUGGACGUGAGGCAUUUCAGUCGGCCUGCCAGGAGCUUGCAAGACCAGCCUGCCUAGCGCAAGCAGAAGUUUGUGCCUGGACCAUCCAGGAGGUGCGCUCUCCUUGCAUGAACAACGGCACAUGGCUUGGCUGCGAGCCUCUUUUUGAAGAGGCCAGGGCCACCUGCGAAGCUCGCGCCAACGAGGCCGAGUGCUUGGUGCUCUCGGAUCUCUGCGCGUGGAAAGGCCACUGCCGCUGCACUCCAGAUUACGUCGGGGACACCUGCAACCAGUCGGUCGUGGAAUUCCGCAGCCACGGCGGAGCCUGUGCCCUUGCGAACUCCAACCCGGACUUUUGCAAAGGAAUCGUCUAUGCCUCUUCUUCGUCGGACGCUUGGCGCUGCGCCCAAGGCGGAGGCUGCGACCGAUGGAGGUCCAUCAAGGCAGCCAUGGCAUCACUUUGGGAGUUUGAGGUUGGAGACAUUCUUGUGGACGCGCUGGGGAUCCUGCUCAACAUCUUCUUCUGGUGCAUCGUUUGUAGAGCAAGAGGGGGCCCCAUGGAGAGAUUGAAGAGCAUCUUCGAAAACCAGUCCAUCAUCGCUGCCCUCGCUAACUUUUUCGUGGACUUCUGCCUCCAAAUCGCCAUCAUCUCCGCCGUAGGAGAUGCCGAAGAUGCCAUUGACGAGCUCAAAGGUGCGGGGUGCCUCAACCCGGCUUCCGGAGAUGGGUACUCAGCACUGAUCCUUUUGCAGGACAUGGUGGGCUCCAUCACAGGCCUUGCAGUCGUGAACGUGAUCGCGGCGGUGAUCGGGGGCAUAUCUGCGGUUGUGGCAGCGUGCCUCGAGGAUGCCGAGGAGACAGGACAAAAGAGAGCUUGUCUGCGAGAAUGGCUAGCAGCGGCGGGAAGAUGCCUUGGAACACGGUGUUUGGAGAGUAAGGCGGCGCACAAAUGCAUGCACACCUGGCUAAGUAAAAAGGCCGGAAGUUGCGGUUGUGGUUUGUUGAAGGCAAAGGAAAGUGAAAGCAAGGGUGACAAGCCGGACGAUACUGUUCACGAUGAUGGGAAGAAAGAAGAGAGGGAGUUUGACAGUUUGAAGCUCGCACUCUUCGUGACUCAAUGUAUGUGCAGCGCUGUGGAGCUGUUCUUAUCGCUGGUGAGCUUCUUCACGAACACCAGGCCCCUUGUACCCAUGCUCGAGAGCAUCGAGGCCGCAGCUUUGCGCUUGGAUUCUGCGCAGCAAGAGGACAUGUGCUUCUCAAGGUACGAGGGCCUGCCUGCGACUUCACAAGUUGGAGUUGGCUGGCAUGCGGUGUGGCCGAUGUUCGCGUGCCUGGCGGUCGUCGUCAUCUAUUUGCUGUACUACUGCUCUCCCGAGUGUGCACAAGUGAGCCCGGCUUGCUUGUAUUGCUUUUCCAAAGUCCGAUGUGCUUUCAAGAAGGAACCGAGCCCUGAUGGUUCACAAACGUUGGACAUUCUCCCAAGGCCUCCCUCCGUCAGGCCGGUUGAGCCAAAGGAUCCUCCUGCUACUACUUUUUUGGGAUCUGGAGGACUUGAGCCAGGUGCAGCAGAUGAUGCUAGUGAGUGA